Penicillium robsamsonii is the source of this 678-nucleotide messenger RNA. Its product is annotated as Chaperone endoplasmic reticulum protein-folding. The coding region runs from base 1 to 678 and encodes 225 amino acids. Gene Ontology annotation, cellular component: endoplasmic reticulum; endoplasmic reticulum membrane. The record is from RefSeq and is a predicted model, not a curated record. Lineage: Eukaryota; Fungi; Ascomycota; Eurotiomycetes; Eurotiales; Aspergillaceae. The transcript has 4 exons. Gene Ontology annotation, biological process: 'de novo' protein folding.
AUGUUUUUUAUUUAUCUUUUAGUUACAGCCGCUCUGGCAAAUGCGAACGACUUGUUUGGAACAUGGACCACCAAAUCUCGUGACGUUCUUACUGGUCCAGGAUUCUACGAUCCGCUCAACGACAAGCUGCUCGAGCCGAAUCUAACGGGCAUUUCAUAUUCAUUUGAUGAUGAUGGAAAUUAUGAAUCCGCAUACUAUCGGGCAAUCUCAAAUCCUACCGACCCAUCAUGCCCCGGAGGGAUAAUGCAAUGGCAGCAUGGGGCUUAUACCGUGUUUGGCAACGGAACUUUGUUAUUGACUCCAAUUGCUGUCGAUGGCCGUCAGCUGCUGUCCGACCCCUGUCGGAAGAAGUCAGGUCACUACACACGAUAUAACACCACCGAGGAGUUCAAGGGAUUUACCGUAGAUGUUGACAAGUUCAAUCGCAUUAAACGCCUCGAUUUGACCAAGGCUGAUGGCUCGGUCGUCAAUCCCAUGUUCCUCGCCUACCAGCCACCAAAGAUGCUCCCUACCACUACAUUGAACCCCAUUCCAACCGGUGAUAAGCGAAAACGAGAACUAUCGUCAACGUCAGGAUUCCAGCUGACCGCAAGAGAACAGCUGGUCAAUCCAGACCGAUGGUGGUGGUUGGGUGUUCUGAUGACAUCUCUUGGAGGUGUAGUUUUCUUCUGCUCAUGA